AUGGAAGAUUCAACACAAGGAAAUGACAAGGUUCAGGGAAAAGAUAUCGAAAAAUAUGAGAAAUGGACGUCGAAAGAAAGCAAUGAGCUUUUAAAACUCAUGGUUGAUGCUGUCACACGUGGUUGGCGUGAUAGUAAUGGUUUGUUAUACAACAAGUAUUCUAAGCUUAUACGUCAUAACUCUGGGUUCGGAUGGGAUCAUGUGACGAAGAAAUUCACUGCUCACUAUAAAGUAUUGGACAAUUACUUUAUGUCACAUUCUGAAGAUAAAAGUUAUCGCAUAGAUACUUUUCCAGACUAUGAGGAUGUGAGAAUUGCAGUUGGAAGUGGGAGAGCUGUUGGGACACACUCAAUUGCAUUAGGGGAUGAUACUGAUGCAAGAACUUCUUAUACUGAAGAAAGAAGAGUUCGUGACAGUUUAAUAGAUGACUUCAUGUAUGAUCCUGAUACUGAAGCAUUUAUAGCAACCGAUAAGCAAGAUUUUAUAAGUUCAGAGGUACUUCCAUAUAUAUAA
Molecule: messenger RNA, 513 nt
Organism: Olea europaea var. sylvestris
Lineage: Eukaryota; Viridiplantae; Streptophyta; Magnoliopsida; Lamiales; Oleaceae
Exons: 4
Coding region: 1-513 (170 amino acids)
Source: RefSeq, a predicted model, not a curated record